Aspergillus welwitschiae is the source of this 3750-nucleotide messenger RNA. RefSeq lists its product as uncharacterized. Gene Ontology annotation, molecular function: mannose-ethanolamine phosphotransferase activity. Gene Ontology annotation, cellular component: endoplasmic reticulum membrane. The transcript has 3 exons. The record is from RefSeq and is a predicted model, not a curated record. NCBI's taxonomy places the organism in Eukaryota, Fungi, Ascomycota, Eurotiomycetes, Eurotiales, Aspergillaceae. Bases 1 to 3738 code for a protein of 1245 amino acids. Gene Ontology annotation, biological process: GPI anchor biosynthetic process.
AUGCAAUCCAUACUCCAACGAGGCCGCUCAUUCUUCACCCCGACCCCCUCGGCCACCCCGCAGGAUAGUCCCAAAGACAGCCCCAAACCCGAGGAGGAUAAUGAUGCAGCCCCCUCGGCCGACACGCUUUUCCCAAAGACCGACCCCGCCGUGGACGGCGAGGAAUGCCUGCACGACUGUGCGUCCUGCACGGUGAAAUACCCUGCUAAAUUCGAUGUCGACCAGGAGGAUAACAUGUAUGGGAAUAUCAAUGGCUGGUCGACGCACGUGCUGGUUGCGACCGGGAAGUCGGAUUGGGUGAGGGAUGUUGCGGAUGAAGAGGGUAGUGUCAUGGAGGCUAUUGAGAAGGGGGGACUGGUGCCUAGUAAUGGGAAACUGAAAUUAUCCGCCUCCAAUAUGCCCGUCCCGGACGAGUAUCAUUAUCAUGAUGCGGGCAAGCAGCCUACGACUGUGUUGCUUCUGCCCAGGUUUACCAUUGUUGAUCAUGUUACGCCGCAGCUGGCGCCGGAUUUGAUCAAGUAUUUUGUUAAUCGGUCGCCGACGACUACUACCCCUCUAGGCGGUGCUGUAUCCGAGUCUGCGGCCACUGGAAACAACAAUGAGGAUGAGCAACAGCAACAACAACCCUCAAUCGAAGAACAACAGGAAGAAGAAAACAUCGACAUUCAUACCCUUACCUCCCUCCGCUCCCGCCCCUCCCCUCACUCCGCCGUUAUUCUGCUCUGUUCGCACCGCACCCGCGACGCCCGCUGCGGGCAGUCCGCGCCACUCCUCCGCAAGGAGUUCGAGCGCCAUUUGCGCCAUCUAGGCUUGUAUCGGGAUAUGGAUGAUGAGAGGCCCGGUGGUGUGGGGAUUUACUUUAUUAAUCAUGUUGGUGGGCAUAAGUAUGCGGCGAAUGUGAUUAUUUAUCGAAGGAGGGACUUUGAGUGGUAUAAGAAGACGGAGGAGGGAGCUGGAGAGACAGAGGAAGAGGGUGCGGCGCAGGGCAUCUGGCUUGCGAGGGUGAGGCCGCAGGAUUGUGAGAAUAUUGUGAGCUUUUUCCACACUACAGGCCUAUACCUCUUCACCAAAGGCUUCCUCCUAACACGCCAAACCCUCGACUCGAGAAGCAAUUGCUCCCACCCUCCCAUUCCCAUUACCAACACCAGCACCACCUGCUGGACUACACCCACCUUCACCAAAGCCAUCAUCCUCCUCAUCGACGCCCUCCGCUACGAUUUCACCAUCCCCGCCACCUCCUCCAACGAAACAUACCACAACGCCCUCACCAUCCUCCACACCACAGCCCUCCACACCCCCCACAAUGCCCUUCUCUACCCCUUCAUCGCUGAUCCUCCCACCACUACCCUCCAGCGUCUGAAAGCCCUCACGACCGGCACUCUGCCCACUUUCAUCGAAGCGGGGUCCAACUUCGCCGGAUCAGCAAUCACAGAGGAUAACCUGAUAUCUCAGCUUCAUGACGCAGGGAAACGUCUCGUCUUGUUGGGCGAUGACACAUGGGUGAAACUAUUCCCGGGACAAUUUGAUACAGGGCUAUCACGCCCGUAUAGCUCCUUCCUGGUUGAGGAUUUACAUACUGUUGAUGAUGGGGUAUAUGAGCAUCUUCUACCUUUACUACGAAGUAGACAUACAAAGGGAAACGAGGAGUGGGACGUGAUAAUCGCCCAUUUCCUAGGCGUCGAUCACGUCGGGCAUCGGUUUGGACCGGGGCAUCCGGAAAUGAGGGAUAAACUGGUCCAAAUGGAUGGGAUUAUUAGGGAAGUGAUAGGGGAUAUUGAUGACGAGACGCUGUUGGUUGUCAUGGGGGAUCACGGGAUGGAUGAGAAUGGAAAUCAUGGGGGUGAGACGGCGGAUGAGGUACGGGCUGCGCUGUGGAUGUAUACGACUAGGGAGGUUUGGGGUUUCGUUGAUGGUGAUGCUGCUGCUACUGGUGUCGUGGGGAGAGAUACGCCGCAGGUGGAUUUGGUGCCGACGUUGGCAUUGCUGAUGGGCGUGCCGGUGCCGUUUAAUAACCUGGGUCGGCCGAUUGAGGAGGUGUUUGCUGGGAGGGAGGGGAGGGAUUGGGGACGUUUGGUGGAGGUUAAUGCUUUGGUUGUGGCACAAAUCCAGAGGUUCACGAGGGAAUAUGAGAGGUAUGGAGGGGAGGGGGUGGUUGAGUGGGAUAGAUGGGAUGAGGUUGAUGUGGACUUUGGGGAUGAGCUGGCGUUAAGAGAGUACUAUCAAAGGUUGAGGAGAUAUCAAGGGAGGAUGCUAGAGGGGUAUAAGCGUAUUUGGGCUCAGUUUGAUCCGCUGAGGAUGAUUGAGGGCUUGGUGGUUCUACUGCUGGGGGUUGUGAGUCUGCUAUGCUUUCAGGUGAGUGAAAGCUGGCCUGAUUUAGAGCAGAGAUCUGGGAUGGUAGCGGGAACCGUGACGGGGAUUGUUGCCGUGGCUGGUCAUGUUGCCUUGGCAGACACUGGUCGUGGUUCUGUCCUUGAUGGUGUGAUCCUGGGUGCUGCUCUGGGCAGUAUUGUGUGGAAUAUGUGGCAGACUGAUUUGAGUGUUGUGCAGUGUCUUCCGGGGGGAGUCUGGGGCUGGCAGACUGUGAUGUUCACCCUGCUUCUCGGCAUCGGAUUUGCUUCGAACUCUUACACCAUCUGGGAGGACCGUGUGGUGUUGCUCUUUCUGUCGACAUUCGGGCUAUGUACUCUUGGCACGUCAGGCCGGCUACACCAGGCAAAAGGGAUACGUGAAACAUCAUUCUCAGUGAUUUUCACGCUGCUGAGCCGAGUUGCCUCGCUCAGUCGGGCUUGUCGUGAAGAGCAACUGCCAUUCUGCAGAACGUCAUUCUAUCGUCUGGAGAGCAGCUCGAUAUGGCAGCUAUCAAGCCCGGUCAUUACCGCUGUAGCCGUGGUAUACAUUACUCGAAUGGCUCUGCAAGACCACACGGCUAGAAACCUGUUUUGGUUCGGACUCGGCAUACCAAGUGCACUGCUUCUCGACACCGUCUUCAAUAUCCUAGAAACAGCAAGUAACAACGGCUGGCUGGUGGACUUCCUUAGCGACGACACCUCCAAAACUGUGCGCAUGACUGUUGCACGAAUGGUGCUGGCCAUUGUCUUCAUCGGGUUAGCAACUGCGUUUACAACCACUCCAAGACAUAGGUCACUCGAACGGCCACUCAUCUUCACAACAGCAGUGGUCCUCGCAGGCAUUCUCUCAAGCACCCCAGCAGGCGGAUUGUCCUUGGCAAUCCUUUACUACCAGCUCAUCAGUCUACGGCAUCUCGUCCCCAAUAACAGCUCCAUCAAACCCACCAUCGCAGCGCUCCUCGGAACUUUACACUUUUUCAGCACCGGUCACAACGCCACCUUAUCCAGCAUCCAAUGGAAGUCAGCCUACAUCCCAUUCCGGGAUACGCAGUAUCCCUGGUCACCAUUGCUGGUGAUCAUCAAUACAUUUGCCGCGCCAAUCGUUGCAGCAUGCGCCGUGCCUCUUCUUCAUUCGGGGGAAAAACAGAGCCAAGCACGCUUUCUGGCCACUCAUAGCACUGUUUACACUGCCUGGGCUGCCUUUACAGCAUUAUGGGCGUGUAUCCUCCGCCGUCAUCUGAUGCUCUUUGCGAUAUUCUGUCCGAGAUUCAUGAUGGCUGGUGGGCUAUUGGUCAUUGUUGAUGUGCUUGCUUUGAUUAAUUCGGUAUUACUGGCUACUAAGCCUGGGAUCACAAUCAGGGAGAAGACUCAUAUAAACAGCUCGAUUUAGUUAAAGAGGGAC